Molecule: messenger RNA, 1920 nt
Organism: Culex quinquefasciatus (southern house mosquito)
Lineage: Eukaryota; Metazoa; Arthropoda; Insecta; Diptera; Culicidae
Exons: 2
Coding region: 1-1920 (639 amino acids)
Molecular function (GO): RNA-DNA hybrid ribonuclease activity; nucleic acid binding
Source: RefSeq, a predicted model, not a curated record
AUGGAUGCGCUACACUUGCUGGUUGAAGAAGUGCACACAGCCUUCUCCCGCAGAGAGCAUGUUGCAAUGUGCAGCAUCGACAUCCAGAGUGCGUAUGACAACGUCCAGAUCCCAAUAAUGCUACAAGAGUUUCGGGAGAUUGGAGUCGAAGCCUGCCUGAUCAAAGCGCUGCAUGGGUUGUUCGGUGAACGAAUUUUGUCAGCAUCGCUCGACAACGUCACCUGGCUAGUCCGCAUAACCUGGAUGGGUUUACCCCAAGGUUCACCUCUCAGCCCAUUGUGCUUCAACGUCGUGAUUCGCAAACCGAUGGAACCAUCUCCGACAUGUUCGAUCAAACUAGAUUUCGCUGAUGAUAUCACAGUCGCAGUUCGAGGUAAACAAGUGGAGGACUCGGUAAACACCCUGCAGACAACCUUGGAUGGAGUGGUACAAAUGCUGAAAGAACUUGGUCUCGAAGUUUCACCACCAAAAAGCGCCGCAAUGAUCUUCAGCAAAAGAUGUCUGCCGGAUGUUCCUGAACUCUACAUCAACGGAGCAGUAGUAGAGUACAAGGAAUACAUAACGUUGCUGGGAAUCAACCUUACUCCAACACUGAGCUGGGCCAGUCAAAUCAGGAUGGUGAAGCGGAAAACUUCCUUGUACGUGAACUUCAUGCGGUCUGUGGCUGGUCAAAAGUGGGGAUCGCACCCAAGCGCGCUGCUGUCAAUCUACAAGUCCUGUGUCCGAUCGAUUAUUGAUUACGGGUCGAUAUUUUUCGGGGAAGCUCCGGAAAGGGAACUUAUCCAGCUGGACCGCAUUCAGUGGAAUUGUUUGAGGAUAGCGUUGGGAUCGACCAAAACAACGCACACCGGAUCCUUGGAAGCGUUGGCCGGAAUCAUGCCACUCGGUCUGAGGAGGCAGAUGCUACUCGCCAAGUUCGUCAAUCGUCGUUAUUCCCUGGAGACCUGGCACCGGCGCCACGCUGCACCUGUGCUGAACGGAGAACUGCCUCCAUCGUUCAUCCGGAAAAUGAUUCUUCAGUUUCGAUCACACACGGGUUAUCUAACAACAAUACAAACGCUGCCAUGUUUCUCGUACCCUGCUGCGAUAAGGCAGAGAACCAUUCCGAUUGAUUUUUCUGUCCAAAGCGCUAUUCGAGGAGAACCGGUCUCAAGGAUUCCCAGAAUCGUCGAAGGCAUCAUCUCGCAGAAGUACCAAAAUUCCAUCGUAUUUGCUACGGACGGAUCGAAAGAUGAAGACGGCUGUGGCUACGCAGUAGUGGAUGGAAGUUUCCAGAUCGUGAAGCAGAUCAAGCUACCUAAAACUGUAUCAGUAUUUUUGGCCGAACUGCUGGCGAUUCGGCAAGCAGUGCAGCACAUCGCGCAACACCCGGGUAGAGAGUUCCUGAUUCUGUCGGACAGUUUGAGCAGCUUAAGCAGCCUGCACAACAGAAGUCUCCAGGGAACUACACCGAUUCCUUGGUUCGAUGUACGAAACCACAUCAUGCAGCUCGAGCAAGCGGGGAAAACGGUUUCCCUCAUGUGGGUGCCAGCACACAGGAACGUGACACUGAACGAAGCGGCGGAUGCGGCGGCAAAACUUGCGUGUAAAGAAGGAGAACCAGAAACAUACCAGCUUAAUUCGUGGGACAUCUCGUACCCAAGUCGGGUGAAGGCUUUGCAGCAAUGGCAAAACAACUGGGACAACGGCGACAAGGGCAGGUUCUGCCACGGAAUCCUGCCGAGGGUGUCCACAACACCUUGGUUCUACGAGACUGAGUUUUCACGGAGGGAGAUAGUAAUCCUCUCCAAAUUUAUCAGCAAUCACUCCAGAAUCGCUACACACCUGAGGCGCAACAACAUCAUCGACGACGACACGUGCGAGUGCGGGCUGGGGGCGGCCACGCCGAACCACCUGUUGUUAACUGCAUUCCAUCAAUAA